ACGCUCUCUCUCCUCACCAUUUUUGCUCCUGCCGAGAGCUCGCCAAGCUCCGAAAGGCGCAAGUUUUCUUGCCAUGGGGAAGAACACAUGCAAGCUCUGCUCCCGCCGCUUCGCCAGUCCCCGCGCCCUCGCCGGGCACAUGCGCUCUCAUUACAUGGCCGCAGCUAAGGAGACGGCGGCGACGGCGACGGCGGCGGCGGCGGCGGCCGCAGCAGCGGCGAAGCAGCAGAUCUCUUCGGCAUCAUCCGCGUCGACCUCCAUCGCCGCCGCCGACGAGGAAGUCGGCUUGAUGAUGACCGCUUCCACCAACGGGCUCCGGGAGAAUCCGAAGCGCAGCCUUGGCGUGGCGGAUGUCGGUUUCUCGGAUCGCGAGAGCGAGACCGAGUCGACCCCGCCGCAGGCCAAGCGCGUGAACGCCGCCGGCAUCUGGGGCGAACCCGAGGCGUCGAGCUCGCUGUCAGAGGUCGCAACGCCGGAGGACGUGGCGCUAUCCCUCAUGAUGCUCUCUCGUGACUCGUGGCCGUCGGGUGUACUCGCCGAGAAGGACGGCUCCGACGACAGAAGCGACGACGGCUACGCGCCGCCCGCCCCACCCCGGCGGGCCCCGGCGCCGGUGGUGGAGAAGCGGACGCAGUUCCAGUGCGUCGCGUGCAAGAAGGUCUUCCGCUCCUACCAGGCGCUUGGCGGACACCGCGCCAGCAACGUGCGCGGCGGCAGAGGCGGCUGCUGCGCGCCUCCCGUGGCUCCUCCGGCCCCACCCCCGCAGCCCCAGCCGCCGCUGUCGCCAUUGCCGGAGCACCGUGACGGAGGCGAGGACGAGGACAUGAACGCCAAGCAGCAGCCGCGCGAGUGCCCCCACUGCGGCCGCGUGUUCUCGGGGCAGGCUCUCGGGGAGCACAUGCGGUUCCAUGUGUGCGCCUCGUCGCCGCUUGCCGGCACCGGCACCGGCACCGCCACCGCCUCCACCACCUCAGCCGCCACUCCUGCGUCCCCGACCAACAGUCCCUCCAUGAUCGAUCUGAACGUGGCGCCGCAGUCCGAGGAGGUGGAGCACUCUGCCGUGUCAGAUCCCCGCUUCAAUCCAGGUGCCUGAAGCUGAAGCAGGCAGAUCAGCGCCGAUAAAGGUAAAAAAAAAUAAUCAAGAAAACAGAUUUGAAGCUAAGAAGCAUCUUUUGUAGGUUAUAAAUGUAGCUUCCUUAAGUUUUCCAAUUCCAUUGAUCAGUGAUUACAAUGUUCUGCCGUUGCUGUUAAUUUCGUUUUCUGUUCGAAGCGACUGGAUUAUAUGGAAUACAUAUAUUAUAUAGAUUGUUAGUACGAGCAGCUGGCAAAGCUGGCUCCGGUUCUUG
Messenger RNA from Zea mays, 1346 nucleotides. Its product is annotated as cys2/His2 zinc-finger transcription factor. The record is from RefSeq and is marked validated. The transcript has a single exon. NCBI's taxonomy places the organism in Eukaryota, Viridiplantae, Streptophyta, Magnoliopsida, Poales, Poaceae. Gene Ontology annotation, biological process: regulation of DNA-templated transcription. The coding region runs from base 74 to 1093 and encodes 339 amino acids.